Molecule: messenger RNA, 4344 nt
Organism: Phasianus colchicus (ring-necked pheasant)
Lineage: Eukaryota; Metazoa; Chordata; Aves; Galliformes; Phasianidae
Source: RefSeq, a predicted model, not a curated record
UGGUGCUGCUUGCAAUGGGAACCAGGAGGCUGUGGGGCGAUUUGGGCAGCAAUAGGGGCGCACUGCACGUCCUGCUGUCUGUAGGGCCGCCGGGAUGAGCACAGCUGCCAGCCCUGAGCCCCCCCCGUCCCCCCCCGCACCCCGGUACUUCGAACGCUUCCCCGAAGACGACCCCGAAUACCUGCGGGAGCGGAACAUGGCAGCCGACCUGAGGCAGGACUUCAACAUGAUGGAGCAGAAGAAGAGGGUCACCAUGAUCCUACAGAGCCCAGUGAGCGGCGCCACGUUUUGUCCCCUCACUGUCCCCACAUCAUCCCCACCCUGUGUCCCAAUGCCACCCCCACAUCACAUCCCCAUGUUGUCCCCCUACUGUCCCCACGUCUCAUCCCCCCGUUGUUCCCCCUGCUGUCCCCACAUCACCCCACUCUGUCCCCGUGUCCCGGCAGGUCUGACAGCGGUGACUCCCAUCAACGACCUUCACGGUCCGGACGCUCCGGCUCUGGCCAAGGGGGAGCGUUUGAUGCGCUGCAAAGUGAGCAGCGUGCACCGCCUGCUGGAUCUGUACGGCUGGGCGCAGCUGGGCCACGCGGCCGUCACCGUGAGCACCGCGCGGGUUUUCGCUCUUUGUUCUUUUUCUCCGCUUUCGAAAGCGUCCGUUUGUCCUGCCGACGGUCGGACGACGUUCGGGGCGUUUUAUGAAAGCCGUUGGGUCAUAUCGUGUUAUGUAGGGCCAUAUUGUGCUCUGAGACCUCCCCUCUCUCCUCAGAUCAAGGUGAACGUGUUGGGGGAUGUCGUGGAGCAGGGCAGCACCGACUUUGCCCCCGACGCUCGUGCCUUCAGCCUCCAUGCUGCCAUCUACGCCGCCCGCCCCGACGCGCGCUGCAUCGUGCGCCUGCACACCCCAGCGACAGCAGCGGUGUCAGCCAUGCGCUGCGGUGUGCUGCCCAUCUCCCGUGCUGCGCUGCUGCUGGGGGACAUCGCCUACUUCGACUUCCGUGGUGAGGUGGAGGACGAAGCCGACCGGGUUGAGCUGCAGAAGUGCCUCGGCCCCACCUGCAAGAUCCUGGUGCUGCGCAACCACGGGGUGCUGGCGCUGGGCGACACGGCCGAGGAGGCUUUCUACAGCAUCUUCCACCUGCAGGCAGCCUGCGAGGUGCAGGUGUCGGCACUGGCGAGUGCAGGUGGUGCAGAGAACCUCAUCGUGCUGGAGCGUGCCAAGCACCGUCCCCACGAGGUCGGCUCCGUGCGCUGGGCUGGCAGCACCUUCGGCCCCAUGCAGAAGAGCCGGUUGGGCGAGCACGAAUUUGAAGCCCUGAUGAGGAUGCUGGACAACCUGGGCUACCGCACCGGCUACACCUAUCGCUACCCCUUCGUGCAAGAGAAAAGCAAACCCAAAAGCGAUGUGCUCAUCCCUGCCACGGUGACAGCCUUCGUCUUCGAGGAGGAGGCGAUGCCCACGCCUGCGCUGCGGCAGCACGCACAGAAGCAGCAGAAGGAGAAGACGCGGUGGCUCAACACACCCAACACGUACCUGCGGGUCAGCGUGGCUGAGGAGCAGCAGGGAGGCCAGAAGACCAAGACGACCUGGCUGAAGGCUGACGAGGUGGAGAAGGGCAGCAGUGGCACCGCCAUCCGCAUCGAGAACCCAAACCAGUUUGUGCCCCUCUACACUGACCCUCAGGAGGUGCUGGAGAUGAGGAACAAGAUCCGUGAGCAGAACCGCCAGGACGUGAAAUCUGCAGGGCCACAGUCCCAGCUGCUGGCCAGUGUGAUCGCUGAGACGAGCCGCAGCCCCUCCACAGAAAGCCAUCUGGGGGAUGCUGAGACCAAAAACCCAUCCCAAGAGGAGGCCCCCGCUGAGCCGGAGCCCCCGAACCCCUUCAGCCAGCUCACGGACCAGGAGCUGGAGGAGUACAAGCGGGAGGUGGAGAGGAAGAAGCUGGGGCUGCACGGAGACAAGGAGGAAGAGGAGACCCAGGCAUCCCCCCCAAAAUCACCACCGGGGUCCCCAAAAUCCCCCAACAAAAGUGCAGCCCCGGAGGGUCAGGAGGGUGACAAGAAGGUGGAGGAUGGCCAAGCUCCGGCCGAUUCCUCCGCCGAGAAGGAGCCGCCUGCGGUGGUCAAUGGGAAGGAUGAGGAGCAGAGCACCGAGGAGAGCAAAGGGGGGGACCAGACAAGCACCCCGGCCAACCCAGAGCAGGAUGCCCCCAAGGAGAAGAGCGAGACGGUGACCAGCACCCCCGUCUCCCCCGAAGGCUCACCCUCCAAAUCACCCUCCAAGAAGAAGAAGAAAUUCCGGACCCCGUCCUUCCUGAAAAAGGGCAAAAAGAAGGAAAAGAUCGAAUCUUGAGCCUCCCCCCCCGUGGCUUUGGCCGAAUGUCUUUCCAGACGGAUGUGUCUGCGCCGUGCGUCUGGCCGUGGCGCAGCCAAAAACCCUGGAGGUGAACAAUCCGGGAGCCCCCGGCACGAGGCACCAAGUCCCCCCCGUCACCCGCUUUGGAGGUGGCCACUGAGCUUACCGAGAGAUUUUGGCCCCUGUCUGCUGCUUGGGGAAAUACCCACCGCCACGUCCCCGCUCCCACCAGCACUCCCCCGUCUCUCCCAGGCACCCACGUGGGCUAUGAGGUUUGUUUAUCCCACCUGCUGCUUGUAGAGCCCUCGUGCAACGCGGGGGCACAGCCUGGAUGCGCUUGGUUUUGAGAAAGAAAAGGGUGUGUUGUCGCUGUUUUGGGGUCUUUGAAGAAAACGUUUUGUUUCACUCUCUGCUGGAAUGGCGCUGGCUUCGCCCCUGGUGUCUCUUUGCCAGGGUGAUGGGAUGGAGCCCGACACUGGAGGAUUGCUCUCCCCGAAGGAGAGCAACCUGGGACACUUUCCUUCUCGGAUUGCAAUCUUACCCCAAGGCUGUGAGCCACCUCGGUCCCCUUCUCCUGGUGCCACACACUCCCACGUUUGCUGCCUGGUGAAGAGCAGCAGGAAUUUUUGCACCGCACCUGAGAACACAGAAGACAAAGAGCCUCGGGGCAGAGCCAUGUAAAACUGAGCAAACUUCACUCACUAAGUGCUACUUUGGGAUGAACACACGCUGCCAAUUCACUUCAGUAAGAGGCACUGCCCUGCUCCCCCCCCCACACCGUGUUGAUGAGUGCCUGCACACGUAAAGAGCACGAGAGCCCCGAGGCCGAACCGCUGCUUAGCCCAGCUCCGGAUUCCUGAGCACACACACAGAUCCUCCCUGGCCUUCCCCCAGCCUUACCUCCCCAUGCCCAGCCAUACAACCCAAAGGGAAGAAGAAAAAAGCAGCUCUGAAGCCUGGAAAAGUCUGGUAGCUUUUUUGGGGUGGUUGGUGUCAUUUAAGGUAGAAUGCAGGGCUGCUGCAGGCAGGAGCUGGAGAGGAGGAAAUGCGUAAGCUGGGGUUGGUUUUCUUUAUGGGGCUGCAGUUUGGGGUGUGCCGAGCGACUUCUAAAGGGGAAAGUAAAAAAAUUGCAAAACCACAACCCCAGCAGGAACGUCCUCCCCCCAACAUUGGGGUUUUGCAGCCUGAGAGUCUUUGCUGUGCCCCCUCGUCCUCACUGGCAUUCUGCUAGAGGCUGCAGGAUGGAUUAAGUCGGAGGGGAACCUUACAGACUGCCUGGUUCCAUACCCUGCCCUCAGCCCGUCCAUCUCCAGGAUGGGGCGCUCCCAGCUCGGGGCAGCGUUGCCUCAUUGCCCUCUGCCUAAAGAAUCUCCUGCUGCCUAAAUCUAAUUGCAGUCACCCAUCUUCUAGCUCGAAGCCGUUCCCCCUGGCCCUGCUGCCAUCAGAAAGUCGCUCUUUGUCCUGUUGAUGAGCUCCCUUGAAGCACUGCAGAGCCACAGUGAGGUUUCCCUUCGGCUGCCCUCAGGGUUCACCCACAGCUCUCCUCCCGUUUUCCCUCGCUGCUUUUUCUCCUCUCCCGGGCCCCACCGUGGCCCUCAGCACCCCUGAGCCCACCGCCCCACGGUGGGGUUUUUGGCUCCCAUUUCCAGGGCUGCAUCUGGGAUGGAGUCAUCCCAGCCAAAGCACCGGGCUGGGAGCGGAAGACGAAGCAAAGAAAAGCUUUGGGGCACCAUCACGGCACUGAGGGGUGCCUGAAGGCCCCGUGGCGGCUGGUGGCCGUGGGGUUGGGCUGCAGGUCGGUGCUGGGAGCGCUGCGUGUCGCCUGCCUGUACAUAAAUAAACCCCGCGUUCGGCCCCAGUGCGCUCAGAGUCCAUGGAGGGGUGCGGAGUGGUGGGGUGGGGUUGGAGGUAUGGCUCCGUGUGGUGGUGCUGAGGGACCUCAGCCUCGCAGCGGGCCUGGCCCCAAGCUUUUCUCGCUUCUGGAGGCCGAG